AUGGGGGUGAAACCUGACAUGUACACUACUUUUACACACGGGGGUCUGAAACCUGCGUCCCCUCUCAUUCCUCAUCAUCACCUCUGCCAUCUUCUCCGCCCUCGUCCCCUUCUUCCUCUCAUCUUCACCCUCUUUGAUGCAUGAAGAGAUGAUGAAAUUGACUAGACUAGCCUAAAGGAGGUUAGCUAAAGUAAGAUUGAGUGAUUUCCGGUUAUAUUUGAAAUAAAAGGUCAACAAGAUUAAGAAAUCACCAAAUGAUUGGGGUGCGCUCCAGAAGCAAUAAGUCAACCAAUUUUAAAUCAAAUAGGUUAACACUCGUCACUAACCACCAGCUAUGAAUAUAAGUGGACUUAUCUAUUGAUCACACAACGGCAAUGUUGCAAGAUCAAUAAUGAACAAAAAUCUCAAAUUUAGAAAGAAGAGUAUUUAGAGAAAACCUUGUCACCAGAAGGGGUGACAGUGAAGAGGAGCACGAGCUGAAGCUUAGACCAACUUUGUAGAAGUUGACCUUACGUUGACGUAGACAGAGUCGUUGACCGUUGACUGUGUAGUUGACUAUUGACCGGAAGACCUGAUUAACUGGCGGACGGGCUCGAACCGGAGGGUGGGAUUAGAGCGGACCAGAUGGUCCGGUGGGAGUCGGAUCAGCAGGAUGAGCUGGUGUGGGCCAAUGGUCAAAGAUAGUUCGGACCACGCAGUCGGACCGGCUCGGACCAAGCGGCUCGGCCAGGCGGUCGAUUUCGGGUCGGGCUGAACCAGACCGGUCGGUCCAGCGGUUUAGGGGGAACACGAACGGCUCGCGCCGGGCGGAAGGAAAGGAAGGCGACGGCAACGGCUGAAAAGGUGGAACGGACGGAGACGGAGGCCGGGCUGGCGGAUGGCGGCGGAGGAGGCAGGGAGAGCGGCAGCGGCGGCGAAUGGUAAAGGCGGACAACGGCGGGAGCGAUGAUUCUUGGAAGCCCAUGUGACUAGCCGUUGUAGUAGUUUCGAAAUAUUUUAUUUCGGAUGCUUCAAGUGAAAACCUUUAGUGUCAAAAGGGAUCUUAAAUGGAAACAAGUGACUUCACUUAAUUUCCUUUCUUAAUUAAGAGAAUAUGAACAGAUGAUUCUUGGACUCCCUAGUGACUAGCUGAACUAGUAGUUCGUUAAUUUAUUUAUUUUGAUUCCUGAUGUGAAAACUUUUAUCAAUGGGUGUGAUCUUAAAUAGAAAGGUCUCUGUGCAAAAUUAUUCAAGUAUAACAUGACCUAAAUAGGUUGAUCCAAAUUAAAAAAAUUAUGCUUAUAAUUAUGCUGAAUAGCUAAAAAUAUGAAGGGUAUGCAACCCAAGUCCCACCGAUUGUCAAAAUGAAUGUUUUGAUGGGUCAAUGAAAAGAGCUUAUGAAGAUUCUUCAAGUUUCAUUCGAGGUCUGAUGAUGAAUGGUGCUUUAAACAGGAAUAAAGUAAAAUUUCUCAAAGAAAGCACCAUGAUUGAGAUCUCUUCUCUCUCUCUCUCUCUCUCUCUCUCUCUCUCUCUCUCUCUCUCUCUCUCUCUCUCACACACACACACACACACACACACACACACACACACUGGUAUCCCAAGAAAAACGACAUUGAAAAACACUAGAAUAAGCACACCCUCUCCCUCUCAAAAUCUUUUAAGUGCAAGUUAUGUGAUUCAUAAUUUUUAAGUGUACCCACUGAAGACAUUUAUGAAAGAAAUUUUAAAUAACAUAAAAUAAAUCAUGUUGAUGUUUUGAAACCCUAACAUGAUAGUUUUAAUACUUGGAUUCGUGACCUUAAACUUAUUCUUCUAUAGGAAGAUGUAAAGUUUAUGAGCGAAAUUGGGCUGGAGGGCUAAAGAUUUUCCAUCUCUUGGGCAAGACUUCUUCCAAGUAAGAAAUUUUCGCCCAUUCUAUUCAGGUAGACGAAUAAAUCAAAUUUUCCUUCCUCUUGCUUCUUUUCACCGAUAUGAGUUUUCCACUUUUGUAGAUGGCAGAGGAGCCAUCAACCAAAAAGGGAUCAAGUACCAUAAUAAUCUUAUCAAUGAACUAGUCAAGCACGGUAACCAGAUUGUAAAAGUUUCCUAUUUUUUCAAUCGGGUGAAAAAUGAUGUGUACACGCUUUCGGAAUCAUCACAGGUGUUUCUCAUUGGUUCAACAGGGAUCCAACCACAUGCUACCUUGUAUCACCUUGAUCUCCCCCAAGUGCUUCAGGAUGAGUAUGGACGCUGGUUGAGUCCCAAGUUCAUGUAUUUCAAGAAACCUUGCAUUUGUUGCCUCCUUUAGUUUUUUCGUCUUCUAAAAGUGAUGAUAUUUCAUUGCAGUGAUGAUUUUUUAGCAUAUGCGAACAUUUGUUUCCAAGAAUUUGGUGAUCGGAUUUCACACUGGACCACACUUAAUGAGCCAAACAUUUUCACGCUUGGCUCGUAUGACCAGGGGAUAUUGCCCCCUAAUAGGUGCUCUUACCCAUUCGGGCUCAGGAAUUGUACGUCUGGAAAUUCUACAGUGGAACCCUACAUUGUCAUGCACAACAUUGUUUUGGCUCACGCAAGUGUUGUUGAGUUGUACAGAACAAAGUACCAGGUAUACCCCAACUAGAGACAAAUCAAGAGUUUCAUGUUCCUUGAUCUUAGUUUCUACAAGGUUCACCUCUAUUUUUUGGUUUGAUGGUGUAGGCAACUCAGAAAGGUUUUAUUGGGGUUAAUCUAUGGACCCCUGGAAUUUAUCCACUUACAAACUCAACAGUAGAUCUAGAGGCAGCCCAAAGGGUAUUUGACUUCCUGUUCGGGUGGUUAGUAAGCAAUUUGUUUUCGCUUUCUAGUACUCAACACUCUUGUUAGUUUUUCACUACUUGUUUUGUGUUUUACAAGUGCAUUUCCUCUUCAGAUUACUUAUUCUCAUUCACUUAACCAUCAAUGGCAGGGUUUUGAACCCUCUUCUAUUUGGGAACUACCUUAUUGCCAUCUUUCACAAAGAGCCAAUCCAAACAACUGAAGGGCUCCAUUGGUUUUCUUGGGAUUAAUCACUAUUCAUCUUUGUAUGCUUUAGAUAAUCCUAAGACAGAUCAGACAGGUGCCAAUAAUUUCUAUGGCGAUAUGUCGGCUUCACUUUUAGGUUGUCCUUACAUGCGCUCUCUCCUAUAUUUGGGUGGUCAUCUACUAAGGGGGAAAGAAAUCCAUGUCAUGCAAUUAACUAAACCGAUUGUGUUCCUUAUUGCCGAAUGGUAUUCAGUUUAAAAUCCAAAUAAACUCCGUAGGUAUCGGAACACAUGUUUAUAGCUUAUGUAUGCGGUUCCUGUAAUUUAAAUCGUAGUUAGUAUGUGGGUAGCUUUGGAGGAACAAGGGUGAAAUAAUGGGGGAAAAAUAAGUUCUUUCUGACUUUAUUCGUACUAGCAUCGAGUCUGAUGGCUUGAUUAUCUAUCUAACUCCAUCUAACGCCACCUUUUUUUAUUUUGAUAUCUUCUUCCUAUUGCAAUGAUCGAUUACAGUUUCAAUGGAUACUGGACCGAGUAAAGAGGUAGAGACUUUCUUUAACUACUUUUAUUUUGUGGUUUUGUCGCCUGGUGAGCUGAGGUGCUUGAUUGUUCUGUAGCUGCUUGUUCCUGGUUCCCUUCCUGUUGAUCCUACUGGCUUGGAGAGUUUUCUACUGUGCUUGAAGAGCAAAUAUGGAAGCCUACCCAUCUACAUUCAUGAGAAUGGUUUGCUUUCUAUAUCUAUUGCAACCUAAUAUCAACGAUUCCCCUGCAAAUGGAUACUGGUAAUAGAUAUUUUUCCUCUUGUCCUUUGCAUCAGGUUUUGGAACUCCAUAUAAUGCUGUGACGUUUAAUGACACUGAACGGAUUAAUGCAAUUAAUAGUUAGAUCGAUGCACCGCUAUCUGCAAUUAGGUGAGUCUGUCCCUCGUAAUCUACGUCGAAGCUUCUAGAUAUGAUAUGAACUUGUUCGAGUCAUUGUAAAAGUCUUAACGUGUUUGUCUUCCAAAUAUCCGGCUGUUUCAGGAAUGGAUCGAAUGCUAGAGGGUACUUUGUCUGGUCAUUCUUGGACGACGAGAACCGAAGGCGCCAAUCGAAGCUUUCUGCACUCUGGUACAGAGAAUUUCUCAAGAAGAUUCAGGACGUGAUGGCUUUCUAA
Molecule: messenger RNA, 4109 nt
Organism: Spirodela intermedia
Lineage: Eukaryota; Viridiplantae; Streptophyta; Magnoliopsida; Alismatales; Araceae
Source: the annotation of a GenBank genome assembly